Belonocnema kinseyi is the source of this 1677-nucleotide messenger RNA. Its product is annotated as neurogenic locus notch homolog protein 1-like. The record is from RefSeq and is a predicted model, not a curated record. The coding region runs from base 140 to 1378 and encodes 412 amino acids. The transcript is spliced from 6 exons. Lineage: Eukaryota; Metazoa; Arthropoda; Insecta; Hymenoptera; Cynipidae.
AAUCGAAGGUCGAUUACUGCUCUCACGCUGUUCUGCUUUCAUCAUCUUUGCUCGCAUCACAAACUCGUCAGUUUAUAUCGACCCUCCAUUCUGUAUACACAUUAUUAGUCGAGACAAGGAGGUUUCAGAUUUUUAAAAAAUGGCAUUUAAGCAGACGGCAGUUCUGCUAUUGACAGUGAUAUUUUCUACUCUAGUCGAAGAUGGAUAUGGAUAUAAUACAUACGGCCGAGUAGUGUCAUCAGGUGUAGGAGGACAAUGCGAUGAUUUUAGAUGCGGGAUCAACGCAAAAUGUACCUUAAGCGACGGCCGACAUGUAUGUUCUUGUCUAAAUUUGCAUAUGGGAGAUCCCUUAGUGCGAUGCGAGAAAGUUGAGUGCUUAGUGAAUGAAGAUUGCCCCUCCAACAGAGCAUGCCUAAACAACAGGUGUGUUGAUGCUUGUGCCGGUAAUUGUGGUUCAAACGCACAAUGUCAAACCGUCAACCAUGUGCCAAUUUGUACCUGUGCUCCAGGAUAUACAGGUGAUCCAUUCACACGUUGUGUAUUGGCAGAUCCUUGUAAAAAUGCUAAUUGUGGACUGAAUACCAAAUGCGAAGUACUUAAUUCGGUACCCGUUUGUUCAUGUUUAUCCGGAUAUUUUGGAUCACCUUUGUCAACUGGAUGUCGACAUGAAUGCGAAAGCGACUUAGAAUGUCCUCAACACCAAUCUUGCUCGUCUGCCUUCAGAUGCGAAAGCCCAUGCAAGUGUGGUGAUAAUGCUAACUGCGAAGUGAUCAAUCAUCGAGCAAAAUGCACCUGCCCAGCGAACUGGCAAGGAAAUCCGUACAUCGCAUGCAGAGCUGAAUGUACAUACGAUUCAGAUUGUCCCCGAGGCAAACCAGUUUGCUAUUACUCAAAAUGUGUAAACCCUUGUGAAGGUUCUUGUGGUGUAAAUGCUAAUUGUGAAUUGCGUGGUACCACUCCUGUUUGUAGUUGCCCAAGAGACAUGACUGGAGAUCCAUUUGUUUCCUGCAGACCUUUCGAACCAAGAGAUCUUUGCGAACCAAAUCCCUGUGGUACCAGCGCCACAUGUACACCAGGACACGAUAACACUGGAAAGGAAAGACCAGUGUGCACUUGUCCUCAAGGAUACAUCGGAAAUGCUUUGGUCAGCUGUCAACGAGGAGAAUGUUUUACUGACAACGAAUGUCCAAUUAAUAAAGCUUGCAUCAACUACUCUUGCCAGAAUCCCUGCACAGGUCAUGAAUGUGCACUCAAUGCUGUCUGUGAGCCAAGAAAUCACAUCGCUGUUUGUACUUGUCCCGAUGGUACUCGAGGAGAUGCUAUUUCUAAUUGUAAUCCAGUUGUUGGUACUCGGUCUGGUGUCAGCAGACUAGGGUAAAAAAUUCUCAUAUUGAAACUUGAAUACCCCUCUCAACCUUCAUGUGCCAUUCCUUACUACUCAACGAACAUUAAUUAUUACAGAACGAUUUUUAGAACUUUAAUAUAGGUAUACAAUAUGUAAGCUGUCUGUAUUUGUUGUAUUUUUCUUUCUGGUAAUGGCUUCUACACUGCCGAUAACUUUCCUACCCUCGUUUAUACUGCCGUUUAUUAUACUGUUAAUAUCUGUCGUGAUUUGUAGAAAAAACAACGUUAACUGCAAAAUAAACGAACUCGAGAAAAUCGAGAAAAACUGUUCAA